AUGUUUGACGUGGGUGGUGGCGAGAUCACCGCCAGGAAUUCCGUAAAAUACCUGGGGGUGCUUUUGGACAAUGUCGGGAGGUAUUUCCUCCAUCUGAAGCAGGUGUGCGACAAGGCGGAGAGAUUCGUGGGAGCUAUUAGGAGCUCGUUUCCUAAGGUCAAUGAACCCACCGACACCGCGAGGAAAUUGUAUUACAGUGUCUGGGAAUCGGUGGCCUUGUACGCUGCGCCGAUAUGGGCAUCUACCCUCGGUAUGGAGAAGAAUAGGAAAAUCUUGGUGAGUGCGCAACGGGCGGCGUUAGUUCGUACAUUAACGGCGUACAGGACAGUGUCUCACGGGGCACUGUGUGUAGUAACGGGCAGAAUGCUCAUUCAUAUCAAGUCCAGACAUCGGUGGAAGAAGUACGGGGCGAAGAAGGACUUUGGGGUAAAUCGGCAGGGCAGGGCUUACGACUUGAUGGAGGAGCUGAAGAGGACAUUCCACAAUCCCGGCAAUUGA
Bombus impatiens (common eastern bumble bee) is the source of this 498-nucleotide messenger RNA. RefSeq lists its product as uncharacterized. Lineage: Eukaryota; Metazoa; Arthropoda; Insecta; Hymenoptera; Apidae. The coding region runs from base 1 to 498 and encodes 165 amino acids. The record is from RefSeq and is a predicted model, not a curated record. The transcript has a single exon.